This is a messenger RNA of Aricia agestis (brown argus), 2790 nucleotides long. RefSeq names its product ribosomal protein S6 kinase 2 beta (gene S6kII). The record is from RefSeq and is a predicted model, not a curated record. NCBI's taxonomy places the organism in Eukaryota, Metazoa, Arthropoda, Insecta, Lepidoptera, Lycaenidae. Gene Ontology annotation, molecular function: ATP binding; magnesium ion binding; ribosomal protein S6 kinase activity. Bases 115 to 2421 code for a protein of 768 amino acids. The transcript is spliced from 15 exons. Gene Ontology annotation, biological process: protein phosphorylation; intracellular signal transduction.
GAAGGUUCACAAAUGACGAUUUUAAUUAUUGGGUGUUGAUUAUUUAUAAAUUAAACUGUUUUAUUUGUUUGGUAUUAGUUUUUGCUGAAUGUGUAUAUUUGGAAGCUAACAAGUAUGCCUUUGGCAAACGCCGUCGACCCAUGGCGAAUGCAAAAUGUUGGAGAUGUCACGCGUGGUGCGGGAAUACAGGCUACAAACAGUCUUCCAAUGGUCGUCGAAAACUUGUCAGAAUCUAGGCAGACCUCUACGACAGAAAGCCUAGAAUCAUGCACAUCAAAUGACAGCUUUGAGAGGGAGGUUGAACUGCAGGAGGUUGUUAAGGAAGGCCAUGAGAAAGCAGAUCCAUCCCAGUUUGAGCUACUCAAAGUACUUGGAGAAGGGUCAUUUGGAAAAGUAUUCCUGGUCCGAAAAGUUAGUGGCUUAGAUGCUGGAACACUCUAUGCAAUGAAGGUACUUAAAAAGGCUACAUUAAAAGUAAGAGACAGAGAACGUACAAAGAUGGAGCGGAAUAUUUUGGUUGAAAUGGGUCAUCCGUUCAUUGUGAAAUUACACUAUGCAUUUCAAACAGCUGGCAAACUGUAUUUAAUAUUGGACUUUUUACGUGGUGGUGACUUAUUUUCACGUUUGAGUAAAGAGGUAAUGUUCACAGAGGAAGAUGUGAAGUUUUAUUUAGCAGAAUUGGCAUUAGCUUUAGAGCAUGUGCACAAAUUGGGAAUCAUAUACAGGGAUUUAAAGCCGGAGAAUAUAUUGUUAGAUGCCGAUGGUCAUAUAGCACUCACUGAUUUUGGACUGUCCAAGCUUCCACCCAGUAGUGAUAAAGCUUAUAGUUUUUGUGGCACAGUGGAGUACAUGGCACCAGAAGUUGUUAACAGGAAAGGACACACAAUGGCUGCUGAUUGGUGGUCGUUUGGAGUGCUAAUGUUUGAGAUGCUAACAGGCAACCUUCCGUUUCAUGGUUCAACUAGACAUGAGACCAUGACUCAAAUAUUGAAGGCUAAGCUUGGUAUGCCCUCCAAUUUGAGUGAAGAAGCCCAAUCGUUGCUGCGCGCGCUCUUUAAAAGAAAUCCACAGAACAGACUUGGGGCUGGCCCCAAUGGUAUCGAAGAUAUAAAGAACCAUGAAUUCUUCAACAGCAUAGAAUGGGAUGCUUUGCUUAAGAAAGAGAUAGUACCGCCCUUCCGUCCGGCGGUGUCUCGCGCGGAUGACGCGUUCUACUUCGACUCGGAGUUCACGUGCCGCACGCCGCGCGACUCGCCUGGCGUGCCCGCCUCCGCGAACGCGCACGAGCUCUUCAGAGGUUUCAGUUUUGUUGCGCCGUGUCUUCUUAACGAUGAGGGUGACAAAACUCUCACUAGUCAAACCCAAAACCACACGGCACAACCCAAAACGUCUACGGAGGACUUUUGGGCUGGCUUCGUUAACAGAAACAAUUUCUUUGAUGAGUACAGAUUAAUGGGUGAAUUGGGCACGGGCUCAUUCUCAGUGGUUCGACUCUGCGAGCACAAAGCUUCAAAGACUCAGUAUGCAGUCAAGAUUAUGGACAAACUGCAGUACGAUCCACGAGAAGAGAUUGAGAUUCUACUGAGAUACAGCCAACACCCGCAUAUAAUCACGCUGCGCGGCGUGUACGCGGAGUGCGGGCGCAUACUUGCGGUGACGGAGCUGUGUCGCGGCGGCGAGCUGCUGGACCACAUCACGUCGCGCCGCUACCUGCCGGAGCGGGAGGCGGCGCCGCUGCUGCGGAACGUGUUGCAGGCGGUGCACUAUCUACACGCGCACACCGUGGUGCACAGAGACAUCAAGCCGUCGAACAUUCUGUUCGCGACGGCCGAGCGGACUCCGGCCGACAUUCGUCUGGUCGACUUCGGCCUGGCGAAACAACUGCGGGCGGAGAACGGGUUAUUAAUGACGCCGUGCUAUACCGCCAACUUCGUAGCGCCUGAAGUGCUCAAACGGGCUGGAUAUGACGCCGCUUGUGAUAUAUGGAGCUUAGGUGUUCUGGCGUACAUAAUGUUGUCGGGGCGCACGCCGUUCGCGUCGACCGGUGAUGACACGCCAGAGGCUAUACUCGCCAGGAUCGAGUCCGGAAAGGUGGAUCUAGAGACGGGGGCGUGGCGUUCCGUAUCCGUGGAGGCUCGGUCGUGUGUCCGCCGCAUGCUACAACUGGAGCCGAACCGGCGUCCCCGCGCGGCAGCCCUACUGCGAGAGGCGUGGCUAAGUCGCCCUGCCCCCGCCGCGCCCGCGCCCGUCCCGUCUGAAGACGCCCCUGCACCCGCUGACCUGCGCAGAGCCGUGGAUCUCACAUUCCAGGCAAUGACCUCCGCCCCAAUGACCCCGCACGUGCUCGGCCCGGUCACCCAGUCGACGCUCGCGCAGCGCCGCAUCAAACCGCAACGUCGAUUUCCGCCCACACAAGUCUAAACGUGAUAUACCAAAGGUGUUGCCAACUGAAGGUUUUGCCACUAAUGCCCGUAUAAGUAGUCUGCUCUUAAGACAUAAGAGCAAAGAGAAUAUAAACUACGUAACAAGAAGUGGGACUUAGAAGACAAAAAUACAAUUCGAUUUGAUUUGAUUCAAGAUCGACUGUGAUUGGCUAAUUUUUAAGCAAGAUCGACUGUGAUUUCCUAAUUUUAAAGCAAGAUCGACUGUGAUUUCCUAAUAUUAAAGCAAGAUCGACAGUGAUUGGCUAAACUUCAAUAACUGACGUAAUUUUUUUUCUAAGUCCCCUGUCCCGCCUCUUUUUAAAUUCUCUGUGCUCUACAAGUGUCAAGAGCAGACUAUUUAUACGGG